UUUGAUUCUCUUAUAAAUUUCUAAUUUUUUUUAAAAAAAUAUUUGUCGAAAUAAUUCAUCAGAUAUUUAGUGUAUUUUUAAUAUUGAAUGUUUAAUCUAUCUUAUUAAAUUAGAAAUACUUUAAGAUUUUGUUUGACAACAUACAUAAAUAGCAGUAAGUUAGGUAAAAAAUAAUGGGCUUAUGCUAUUAAAAAAAUUGGAAGUCUAAUAAAUAAUAUUAAAAAGUAAAGGGUUUAUAUUACUUGAUAUACAUAUUCAAAUCAAAAUCAUAAUUUUAAAUUGAUUUAUAUCAAAAAUUAAUUCAAAAUAUGCAUAUAUUCAUAAUUUGAUUUGUACUAACAUAUUUUCUAAUAACCUUUAUAAAAAAAAAUACCAUAGGAUAGCACUAAAAUUUUUUUUUCCAUAAAUAUAGACUCUAAAGAUAAAAUGACCAAAAUGUUUCAUUAAAGAGGUAAAUAUACAUUUAUACCCCUAGGGUUAACUAAUUCAAACCUUAGGGUUUAGAGUUAGAGAAAUACCAUAGGAUAGCACUAAAAAAUUUCUAUUAGAAAUGUAGACUCUAAGAAUCAAAAUGACCAAAAUGUUUCAUUACAAAAGUAAAUAUACAGUUAUACCCCUAGGGUUAACUAAUCCAAACCUUAGGGUUUAGAGUUAAGGGCUGGGGAUUUGGGUUUGAGGUUUAAAAUUUUAUAAAAUAGAAAAUAAAUAUUACCCCUAGGGUUAACUAAUCCAAACCUUAGGGUUUAGAGUUAAGGGCUGGGGAUUUGGGUUGGGGAAAUUUUACUUUUACACUUUGUUGGAUACCACUUUUCAACUUUACCAUCAGUCUAAGGACAUUUUCAGAAAUACACAUUUUCAUUAAUGAGCAAAAGACAAUAACACCCUUACCUUAUCUUCUUCUCCACCAUUGGUUUCUCUCCCUGUCCCCGAGUCACCUUCGUCUCUCUCUCUCACCGUCGAUUUCCGGCGCCUCUCUCACCGCCUAGUUAUGGCGUCUCUCUCACCGUCGAUCUCUCUCUCACCGUCGACUUUCGGCGACAAAAUCGAUUCAAAAUCUCCAAGAUGUCAACUCAUAUAUGUGAUUCACAACUUAUGUCUCUAAUUUCUGUAUUUUUGCUUGAUUCGAUUUUGUGCUUUCUCUUAUCGAAAAAUCAAACAAGGUUCUCUUAGAUAUUUCAUUUAAAGAGGUCGAUCUAAGAGAAACAGAUUUGAUAGUGAAACGUUGAGAGUGAAAACAUUGAGUAUUUGAAAACUUAAAUCUGGUUUUGAAAUCAUAUUAAGAUUGAUCUGAAUGGAUCUGGCUAAGAAAGAGAUUUUCCGAUAGUGAAAACUGAAUAUUAAGGAAUUAUAACUCCUUAUAAAUCUGGGUUUCAUGAGAUUGUUGAUAAAUACAACUCAAUGAUUUAUAAGGAAUUAUAACCAUUUAUAAAUCUAGGUUUCUACCAGGAAACCUCUUCUGCAGAUCUGCUAUGUCUACAUAGGGACUCAACAAGGGCUCCGACAAUUACUGAAGUGUUGGAAGUGGAGAAGAAAAAUAAUGUGAGUUUUUACUAAAGUUUAUAAAUAUAUUCGUACUGUAUUGUUUAGAAAGAGGUUUAUAAACAUACUCCUUGAAAAAGGGUUACAAGCAGGCGCCUUGGUAAAAAAUGUAAAGCGUUUAGACAUUUUUAGAAUAUUUUUCAUUUUGUACUUUUUCUGUAACACGUUGCUUGCAUCAUUCACACACUAGCCCUUAACAUUCACAUUAGAUUAUUGAGAUUGGUUGCUCUGUUUCUUCUUGGCUUGUGUUUUGUGUGUUAACUCGCAUGUUUCACUUGUCUUAACACCUUGCUUGUGUCAUGCCCUCAUUAGCUCCUGCCAUUUACAUGAGAUUACUAAGUUAACUAUAUUGUUUCAUAAUGGUUUAUAAAUAAGAGAUUUACAGAGACUUAUAAAACGUUGUUUUAUCUUUGUUACAGGGUGUGGUUACUACAGUGUUUGGAUUCUCUGAGGAAUUCAAAUAUUUGGUGAACCCAACAUAUCCUCAUGAUAAGGACUUUGACAGUGUUAUACAACUAGUUCAACAAGGAUACAAAGUGUAGAAAAUCGAUUGGAAACAAGGAUUUGUGGAUGUUUUCUUACAACAGAAGACAUUGGUCGACAAAGCAGGACAUAAGACAAAUAUGUACAGCAAAACCUCUAAGGAGCAAACACAAGAUGAAGAAGAACAACAAACGGAAGUUGAUGCUGAAUUCGGUGACGGUGAUAAAGAAAGAGAAACAUCAAAAAUCAAUGAAGGGCAUACACUUGAGGAAGAAUAAGAAGAACAAAUGGAAGCUGAUACAGAAGUUGAAGAGUCCGUGCAAGUUGAAAGGCAGAAAUGAAGAAGAGGAAGUAAGCCAUCAUAAUACUGUUUUGGAACAAGAGCAUAAGAAAAAUAAAGAGAAAAGAAAAGAUGAAGCGUAUGAGAAAGCUAAGGAGAAAUUUCAAGAUGAAGAUGGUUCCAAACUCGAUAAGUUAAUCCAAAUGCUUUAUGAUUUGAAUAAACAAGUAGAAGUAAUCGAGAAUGUCUUAGGAGUGGCAGACGGUUAUGAGAGUCCAUGCAACUAUGAUGAUACAAAAGGUGCACCAAAUGAUGAAAAUGAAGAAGAAGAAAUUUCUGGUGGUAAAAGAAAUGCAACAGAUGAUGAAAAUGAUGAAGAAGAAAUUUCUGAUACACAGCAACUAACGGAAGUGAAUAUUCUUAGGGAAAAUGAGAAUACAUAGAAAAUCACUCCAGACGAAGACACUGAAAAAAGUGAAAAAAAGAUGCAUGAAACAAAAGUCACAGUUACAAUUCUAAAAAAUAUAAUAUAAAGGUUUAUAAAAUUUUUUAUAUUAAGCUUAACUAAUCUUAUCUUUUGUAGAUGACGUCAUCUACUCCAACAUUCACUACUCCAAACUUUGAUAUAAGGGUAUAAAAUUUAAUAUAUUUUAUAAGGCCUUAUAAAUUUUAAUGUAUAAAGCUUAAAAUUAUAGUUUCUAAAUAAUUUGUUUACAGAUUACAUCGCCUAUAAAUAAUUAUUCGCAAGAGAUGAUUAAAACAUUUAUAAGCAUUAUCUAUGGAUUCAUAAACAAUAAUGUAUUAAAAUUUAUUAAACAUCACUUUAAACCUUCAUAAAACUCAGAUAUACUAGUUUAUAAAGUAUUAUAUAAACUCAGAGAUGAAAUUUAAACACAAAAAAUGAUAUGUAAAGGCUGAUAAAUAACUUAUAACCCUUUAUAUAUCUUAUAAUAAGAUUUUAGAAAGCAUUAUGAAAAUUAAUGAUAAAAAGUUUAAAAAGUAAAAUCGGUGAUAUAAAUACAUGAAGAUGCUCGUUGCUAAUUUUCUUAAAAAAUAAACUAGAGUAAAUGUAAAGUGCAAAUGAUUUACAGCUUACAAUCACUUAUAAGAACACGUGCUACACAUAUAUAUUACAGAAAGACAUGUGUCUUGUUUCUCUUAUAUGUGUCAAGAACAUAUAUAUUACAUAUAAAAACAUGUGUCUUCUCUCUCUUUCUGCUACUCUAAUCUUCUUGAACAUUGUGUUUCCCUCUGAAAACAUAAAAACAUAAGGCUAAAUAUAUAUAUUGUUUUAAAGUUUCUUUUAUAAGGUCUUAUAAAUAUAAAAAUUGUAAUAAAUACCUCAAUGGGGGUUACUAUUUCCAGCAAUAUGCAAAUCAUGAGUAAUUAAAGCUUCAUCCCGUGUCUGAAUCGUAUUUGACACACUCUUUGAUGAUAAAUAAGUUCUUUUCUGAAACGUUAACAAAAAACAUAAAGCUAAUAGUAAAUCUCCAAAUGACAUCAUUAUAUUUAUAAGGUCUUAUAAAUGUAAAAGUUGUAAUAAGUAUUGCUAUGGCAUACUUCCGGCAAUAAGCAAAUCUUGAGUAUUACAUACUAUCUUGUAAAAUAACUAACUGAUAACUAGCAUAAACGUUAUGAAAGUAUAUACACAAUUAAUAUCGGUUAUGUAUUCAAUUUAUAAGGUUUAUAGGUUUAGGAACCAAUUAGAAAGUCUCUUAAAUCAUUUAUAAGAGUCUACAGUAAUUUAUAAGGACUUGUAGAAACAAUAUAUAAGAGUUUGUAAAAUUGUUUAUAAGGGUUUAUAAGGAUAUAUAAAUAAUUAAUAAGAGUUUAUAAAUUAUUUAUAAAAAUUACUAAAAACAAUUUCUGAAUUUUAUAAAACUUUUAAAAAGGUUUACAAUUUUUUUGUAAGAGUCUAUAAACCAUUUAUAAAGGCUUAUAAAAUAAUUUAUAAGAGUAUGUAAAAUAGUUUAUAAGGAUUUAUAUGUAAAUAAUUAAUAACUGUUUAUAAAUCAUUUAUAAAUGUUUAUAAAAACAAUACAUAAAUUUUAUAAACCAUUUAUAAGGGUAUAUAAAUUAUUUAUAAAGAAUCUAUAAACUUUUUAUAGAGGGUAUGUAAACAAUUUGUUUAUUCAUGGCUUUAUAAAGUAUAUCUUUUGUCUGUAUUUUAAUCAUUUGAUAUAGAAUCCUAAUUUACCUUCAUAAUUUAGACACUAAAAACAUCUGAACGACAUGUUUCUUUACUUGAAUUCUGGAUACAAUGUAUUAUUUCUCAUCUUGUUCUCUCUUACAUGAAAAUUGGCACAAAAUCUAGAUCAUUCAACGUCAACCUAACCAAACUUGAUUUCUAUUACAAGAAACAAAAUGUAGUAAAAAUGAAUAGUUUCAAUUACUUAGCCACAGAAUAACAGGCCAUUUCAUGGAAAGAGCAAGACUAUGAGUUGAAAGGACUAUAUAAGGCUCUCAUCUGAACAUUAGAGAUAAUUCCUUGUUCUCAACAAAAAGUUGUCAUUUCAAACAUAAUCUGAGAACAUCAAGGUUUCUCCACAUCACACUCUUCUCUUUUGUA
Messenger RNA from Brassica rapa (field mustard), 4871 nucleotides. RefSeq names its product F-actin-monooxygenase MICAL3-like. Lineage: Eukaryota; Viridiplantae; Streptophyta; Magnoliopsida; Brassicales; Brassicaceae. The record is from RefSeq and is a predicted model, not a curated record.